AUGGAAUUGCAGUAUGAAGAAGUGUUCAAUGCUGCUCAGGAACGAAAGCCUCAGAAUCAGGUGGCAAAAAACCAAUUAAAUAGGAAACGAAAGAGGACGUCUUAUAGCUCAGCGCAGAUUGUGGAGCUUGAAAGAGUAUUUGACACGAAUAAUUACUUGUCCCUGGCUGGCCGAUUACGUUUAGCGAAAGAGAUGAAUCUCACGGAAUAUCAAGUGACAAUAUGGUUCCAAAAUCGCCGAAUGAAAUUCAAGAAACAAAAUAGAGACUGUCCCGAUAGUGGAAAUAUCGUAAAAAAAGCACAGGGAACCCAAAAGAUACUUGAUCCAGUAGAAUCUGUGAGCAGCUACGAAUCCUUGCGUGCCCAGUUUCUAUUGUUUGAUCAGCAACAUUCGUAUUCCUCACAAUAUCAGCCAAUGUUUACACCGAAUCAGCAGGGACAACAAUUUCGGAUGUCUCCAAAUCCAAUCUAUGGUUACGGAAUCCAGCAGCGACCAUUUUUGCGUCAAUGUGAUUUAGGUGCACAACAACUCGAAGUUGCAGAGCAGAUGUCAUACCUGACAUGUUUUUAA
Copidosoma floridanum is the source of this 570-nucleotide messenger RNA. Its product is annotated as homeobox protein Hox-B3-like. NCBI's taxonomy places the organism in Eukaryota, Metazoa, Arthropoda, Insecta, Hymenoptera, Encyrtidae. The record is from RefSeq and is a predicted model, not a curated record.